AUGCAAGCAAUCGACUCUCGCGUCGCUCAAAUACUGGCACGCCAUCUCCCAACGUUCAAGACUGUCGUAAGACAAGCGGAGCGAUGUUCGGUGGUGUCUGAGACUUGCCAUAUCACCGUGGUUUGUCUGCGGAAAAAUAGGCUUGGGAGCGUGUUCAGCUAUUGCCCGAUAUUCAACACAUCUUCCUGCCCGAUGAGGCCGCACAAGACCAUCCAACUAUUGCAGCAGAAAUUACACUCGGCUCUCCGUCGUAUCGAAGAGCUUGAUCCGCCAGCACAGCUGGGCGGAUGGUUCUUCCUGGGUGCGAUUCCCGACAGCUACGGCGGGCAAGACAGAUGGGUGCCAGCCUGCCUCAAGGGUACGACGAGGAAAGCACUAGUGCCGGUUUUAUUCUAUUAUUUGGACCACUAUGCUCCCCUAUCCAUCCCGCUCAUAUGUGACGUAUACGACGACAAGAUCUCCAUUUCCUUGGUUCAGCCCCUGACCAUCCAGGUCUUUCCGGGGCUGAACAAGGCCAAAUCUCGAGUAUUAACAGUGUACGACUAUUUCAACACCGUCACAAACGAGUUCAUCCGGGCGGAUACGCCCGAGCAAGACUUCCCUCUCCCUCUCCGCCAGAUCCCUCUCUACAGAGCGUCCCUCAUCGAAGACACGGACCUCGCAGGGAGCUACGCGCGAGGCGAGCGGCCCAUCGUCCCUUUGUGCUCCAUGAAGGUGGGAUUCGUCGACUUGCCGUUCCUAUGGCCUGUGGGUCUACAGAAUCCUUGUCGGUACCUACGCGCGAACUGGAAGGUCGUCCACCGUCCCCAUCCCAUGGGCCAGGUCGCCGUGCGACCCUUCGAAGGUGAAGACGGCUGCAUCGUGAUAACUGUGGAGGAAGGAGUGGAGGAACACUAG
Messenger RNA from Fomitopsis serialis, 897 nucleotides. RefSeq lists its product as uncharacterized. The transcript has 3 exons. The coding region runs from base 1 to 897 and encodes 298 amino acids. NCBI's taxonomy places the organism in Eukaryota, Fungi, Basidiomycota, Agaricomycetes, Polyporales, Fomitopsidaceae. The record is from RefSeq and is a predicted model, not a curated record.